AUGUACUGCGGUGACGAUGUGGAGGCCGUCGUGGGCGAUGUAGGCACGGCGCUAAGCAAAUUUGGACUGGCUGGAGAAGAUACACCAAAACUGGUAUUAAAUAGUGCUGUAGGUCGUCGACCGCCUUGUACUACGGACACGUCUGGAGCCUCUACCGUGCUCGGGGACCUAUGGCAUCGAAAGGAUCUGGAGAUUGUGCGACCUAUUGAGGCUUGUGCUGUGGCAAAUUGGGAUGCUCUGGAGAAGAUAUGGACCUACGCAUUUGAUCGGCUUCAUGUGGAUGCCAAGAGCCAUCCAGUUAUCACCUCAGCGGCCUCGUGUUUUGCUAAUGACGCGCUCCAUAAUGCGGCGUCACGUGACGGCGAGAAGUACCUGGAGAUGAUGUUUGAGACCUUUCAGGUUCCUGCAUUUUAUAUGGCAAAGGAUGCGGUGCUGGAUUCGUUUGCUUUUGGACGUUCGGUAGCUUUAAUUGCUGAGAUUGGAGCAGGAGCUUCUCGUGUUGUACCAGUGUACGACGGGUACGCGUUGGAACGACCAGCGCAGUACUCGUCCGUGGGGUGCAAUCAGUUGUCUGAGUACUUGGAGCACUUGGUAGAGACACAGAAUCCCCGGCCAGUGACCGUGAGACCAAGAGGGACCUUUGUAAGAAAAGUGAAUCAGCAAACGGGGGUGUUAGAGACAAUUCCAUUGCCAGAGGAACUUACGACGCCACCAGCGAUGCCAGUCAGCUACCAUAAGUUUCUUAAAGCAGAUUUGUUUAGAGAUAUGCGGGAGGCUGUAUGCGUUAUGUCAGAGACGCCACUUGAAGAGCACAAAGAUGUAAGUGAUCAAAAAGCUUCGUCGUCGGAACCUGUAUCGUUGGAGAUUACAGAGCAGAAAUAUGAAUUGCCUGAUGGACAGACUGUUUUGCUGGGAAAAGAGCGGUAUGCGGUGCCUGAGUUUUUGCUGCACCCAAAGAACUUUGGAGGUGCUGUGGUCAAGAAUGAGCAGCACGCUGCAGCAGCGGCAAAGGUAAUGGCAAAGGGACUGCAUCGCAUGCUCUACGACGCAGUGCACCUCUGUGAUGCCGACUUGCGGAGGGAUAUGCUGACGAACAUUAUUUUAUGCGGUGGUGGAAGUCUCACGCCUGGUGUCACCGAGCGACUGCAUGCAGAGCUCACACGUAUGGUGCCUGGUACCUUCAAGGUACGCUUCACGACUGUAUCAAAAAUCGAGCGACAAUUUAGCGUUUUCAUCGGCGGGUCCAUUUUAGCAUCAUUGGGCUCUUUCCAGCAGCUUUGGGUAUCUAAGCGCGAGUUUGACGAAGUUGGAGCCCACUCACUUUGUGCGGACCGCUUCUGCUAG
This is a messenger RNA of Peronospora belbahrii, 1344 nucleotides long. The record is from the annotation of a GenBank genome assembly. Lineage: Eukaryota; Oomycota; Peronosporomycetes; Peronosporales; Peronosporaceae.